AUGCCGGCUUCAACCGCCUCGAUAACAAGUUCCAUCUAUGACUGAGGCUAACGAGGAUUGGACAAACAACUGCGUGUGCAUGCAGACGGCACCACCACCGAUUAAGCCGUUCCUACAUCGCUAGAGCGUUCUCAGCAGCUGAUCCCCAAACUACAUCCGAGGGACAUCGUCCCAUGAAGCCCACUUCAGACAUGGACCAGGAGAAGAUGGAGUGCUCCGUUCUGCCCACACAGCUGACCAGCAGGCCCGAGAAGGUUCUGAAGGAUCUUGUGGUGCCCCUUACCGAGCUUCCAGAAUCUCCAUCUGCAGCCAAGCACCGUUUGUACCUCACCGUUGGUGUCCUCUACCUCUCAUCUCUGGCCUUUGGCAAUGCAUGUGCUUACUCUUCACCAGCACUGUGUGAUAUCCGUCAGCGCAUAUCCUUCACGGCAGAGGACACUGACUGGUUUGGAACUCUUCUCAAUAUUGGAGCUGUAUUCGGCGGUCUUGCUGCCGGUGGCCUGAUCAACCUGAUAGGACGCAAGCGCACGGUCUUACUGGCAUCAUGCUUUUUCGUGGGAGGCUGGGGCUUCACCAUGGUUGCCGAGUCACCCUCAAUGCUCUUCGUCGGAAGGUUUAUCGUCGGAUUCGCCGUAGGGCUCGUUGCCCUUGCAUUGCCCGUCUUCAUUUCAGAAAUCAGUCCGUCCAACACCCGUGGGGUACUCUGUGCAAGCAGCGCAAUCGUCAUCACACUUGGUAUCAUGCUAACGUUUAUCCUUGGGAAAUACCUCAAUUACAUAUUGCUUUCCCUCGCAUGCAUGCUGCCUUCCAUUGUGUGUGGUAUUGGUAUUUGCUUCAUCCACGAAUCGCCACGCUGGCUUUACCAGAAAGGACGCAAAGAUCAAGUCGUAGAAGCUUUACAUUUCUACGUCGGACCAUACAUUGAAAACGAAAUGUACAUUCUUAGGGACAGCUUGGACGCUACAGAAGCCUUCACGUUAGCAGACAUUCCUUAUGUUUGCAAGCCGUUCUUCUGCACAUUACUCUCCCUGUUCUUGCAGCAGUUUUCCGGAAUCUGCAUUUUGCUCUAUUUCACGCACGAUAUAUUUGAGUCAUCGGGCUCAACGAUAUCCGCUGCUGAUUGUUCCAUAAUUGUGAGUGCAGUGCAGUUCCUCGCUAUUGGGUUUUCAAGCCCGCUAGCAGAUCGCCUAGGACGGAAAAUUCUACUCCUUGCUUCCGUCGCGUUGGCGGCGCUGAGUCACGUUACGCUGGGGCUAUUUUUCUACUUCAAAAACAAACAGGGCAAUGCUUUGUUGGAAUCAUUUGGAUGGGUACCACUGGUUUCGGUCAGCGUGUACUUCUUCGGGUAUGCCAUAGGCCUCGCGGGGCUGCCGUGGGUACUCCUUGGGGAAAUGUUGCCAUCACGGGUGAAGGGAGCCGCCACGGGUUUCUGUACCGCAUUUUGCUUCGCGUGUGGUGUGGUUGUGGUUAAGACUUUUCCUGACAUGUUGCGCUUCCUGGGCGACGCUGGUCUUUAUUGGUUCUAUGCAACAGUUCUUGCUUGUGGAUUCGUGUUGUGUAUUUCAUUCGUGCCGGAGACAAAAGGGAAGAGCCUUGAAGAGAUUGAAGAACUAUUCGGAAGAAAGACUUCCACAGAAGCAGGUUCUAAGCCUAAUUUUGAAGUUAAUCUUAGUGUUCUCCCAGUGUGAAAGACCUGAGCAUGAAAGUACCGAGAAAUGUGAACUGGUGAGCGUCACUUGGAGGCACCCCCUGGAAUAUAUGAGUGUGUGCUCCUAAUAGAAUUAGGAUAUCAAACCGCAUCGAUGCCACACAAGCACAUUCGAAGAAGAGCAAAGGCAUACUACAUCUUUUACGCUGCCCUCUUCCGCAAGUAGAAUGGCACGGGUGAGGCCUUCAUUCUCACACAUGAGCGGUAACGACCACCUGUUAAGUAUAUUUUGCGACAGGUUUUACUGAUCAUCGUCACCCGCCAAUAAUUAUUAUUUAAUUUCGGGAAGCAAAGCGAAACCACGUGCGAUACUUGAAGGUGUGACGCUAAAGCAUUAAGUCAUCGAGGGGCUUUCUAAGUAGGAAGCGGAAGUCUCACCAGAGAAGUUGAACUGGAGGCAACAUGUGUCGCCUUUCCUAGGCCCAUUUCCUCUCUCACGAUGGUGAGACAUCGGUGUGACCGUGCCAGGCUCAUGUCCAUUUAACUAUAUGAUCGUUUGUAUCCAACGGGUUUCAGGUUUUCACUAUUUCCAAACAGCCGCGUAUCCUGAACCAAGGAAGUCAUUCCGUUAACGAGCGCUUCGCGGCAAUCCCUUGCCAGAAACGCUCCAAUGUACUGCAAAUUCUAUUAACUACUUACGACAUCACAUAUUGCGCAUGGUUACCCCACACCAAUAAUAACCUCAGGGGCUUAAGGCUCGCAACGCAACAUCGUGGUCGCUGCACAAGAGCACAAACAGGCAUUGAUUGCUACCUGUUAGCAACGAAUAGUGUACAUAAGGAACAAAGCCUGUAUGUCAUAAUAAAUUAUACGUUCUACUUCGCCGUUCGAAGUUUUUCGAGAAUGAACGUGACGCAGUUUAAUGCUUUUGAAUAAGUUUAAUGCUUUCGCCACUAUAGUAUGUAAUGUGAACUAUUUUUCCGUUGCAAUGUGACAUAUGUAGGCUCGUAAUAAAGUGAUUUUCAGUAAAGGGA
Molecule: messenger RNA, 2682 nt
Organism: Ornithodoros turicata
Lineage: Eukaryota; Metazoa; Arthropoda; Arachnida; Ixodida; Argasidae
Product: facilitated trehalose transporter Tret1-like
Exons: 3
Coding region: 174-1688 (504 amino acids)
Biological process (GO): transmembrane transport
Cellular component (GO): membrane
Molecular function (GO): transmembrane transporter activity
Source: RefSeq, a predicted model, not a curated record